Messenger RNA from Didymodactylos carnosus, 309 nucleotides. The record is from the annotation of a GenBank genome assembly. NCBI's taxonomy places the organism in Eukaryota, Metazoa, Rotifera, Eurotatoria, Philodinida, Philodinidae.
AUGAAUCCCGUAACUACUACCUCGGCAAAUCAUUACGCCGCCUCAUCUACAGGACGUUCGUCUAUAUCAACAAACAAUAAUGAUAGCCAAAUAUGUCGCGAUAUUCAAGAUGAUUGGCAACGACGAGAAGAUAUCAAAAUUUUAACAACAUCGAUUAAACGUUUAACAGAUUUUCUAAAUCAAUUUGAAUCGUCGUGUCGUUAUCGUUUGUCAAAAUUAAAUGAAAAAUUGACAUCCUUGGAAAGACAAGUCGAUUAUUUAGAAGCAAGAGUAAAUUUACAAAUUUUUCUUUGUCUUAGUUUAAGUUGA